Mytilus trossulus (common blue mussel) is the source of this 4601-nucleotide messenger RNA. RefSeq names its product RILP-like protein 1. Gene Ontology annotation, molecular function: dynein light intermediate chain binding; small GTPase binding; protein dimerization activity. Gene Ontology annotation, biological process: cilium assembly. NCBI's taxonomy places the organism in Eukaryota, Metazoa, Mollusca, Bivalvia, Mytilida, Mytilidae. The record is from RefSeq and is a predicted model, not a curated record. Gene Ontology annotation, cellular component: ciliary basal body; cytoplasm. Bases 114 to 1445 code for a protein of 443 amino acids. The transcript is spliced from 8 exons.
AUGAAUUAAUGAACAACGUCACAAAACACUCGCUAAUGGGAUGGGUCAGGUGCUCGAUAAGGAAGAUGGUCAAAGUAUAUUUGGGAAAACAUGACUAAAAUCAAAUAUCUACCAUGGAUACAUUUAUAUCUGACAGAGAAGUAAUGGCAGAAGAGGCUGAUGAUGCUAUUUCAGUCGUUGACGUGUACGACCAAGCCGCGUCAAUUGGCAAAGAAUUCGAAAGAAUGAUAGAAACAUUCGGUGUCGAAGCAGUAACAGAUUUGAUGCCAAAAGUGAUCAAAGCAUUAGAAAAUUUAGAAUCAUUAGCAGCUAGAUACGAACGUGAGAAUACAGAAAUAACGGAACUCAGGACAACAAUUCAAAAAUUGGAAUCUGAAAAAAACGAAAAGGCACAAGAAAGAAUGAAAUAUGAAGAGGAGCUUGAACAGAUAGAAGAAAACUGGCAUAGAGAGACAAAAGACCUAUACAAUUCUAUUAAUAGGUUAGAAAUUGACAACAGAAGGUUAAAAGAACAUCUACAAAGCCAGACUGUAGCUGUUAAAGAGGAAGUAGCUGCUGUAACUAAACAAACUGAGGAAAAAGAAAUUGAAGUUCUGAUGAAGUUAAAAGAUACUGUUGACAAGCAGAGAGAUGAUCUAAGGAAACAAAAAAGAGACCUGAGUCAGAAAAGUAUAGAUUGUGAAGCACUACAGACACAAUUAGAACAAGUUGUGAAAGUGAAUACAGAACUACGUAAGAAAAACACAACACAUAAAAAACAAUCUAGAACUUUGUUAGAAGAAAAGAGUGAGUUAGAGGCUCAGCUUGUAGAUAAAGAACAACAAAUCCAUCAGAUACAGGAAAUAAUGAGAGAUCAAGAGUCUCAGGAAGAAGAUCGAGUAGACACACCCACUCAGGAAAAGCCCAACCCACUGAGAGAAGUUGAAGUAGAUGAAGAGCCACAUCAAAAGAACUUACAUGAAGAUAUUAUUGAACAUUCCGUAGACAAUUUCAUUCCAAAUGAUGAACCUACUGACGAAAGUUUUGAAAAAUUACAACAAAAACUUAGUAUGGUUGGCAAAAUGGUGAUUGACUUAAAAGAUCCAAACCGUCCUCGAUUUACAUUAAAUGAAUUAAGAACUGUUUUAUUGGAGAGAAAUGAACUUAAAACAAAACUUAUAGCAGUAGAGGAAGAAUUAGCUGAUUAUAAACCAAAACCUGCUAACCAGUUAAUGACCAGUUUUGCAUCAGAUGGGGAUAGUGCUGAUGACACAAAGUCAAAUGAUUCAUACACUGGUGAGGAACUUCCUGUAUAUGGGCCAAUCAACAAAGAACCUUACGAAAAGCUCUAUCCUGGAAGACGAAGAGAGUCCGGCAUUAGAAAAUUUUUCAGAUCAUUGUUUGGAACAUCACCAUCAACCUCUCCUGUACAUGUUCAAGAAAGAAGACGAACCCAUCAACACUGACGGGACCAGGCAAAUGAUGAAUGCUUUUAUGACUUUGAAGUCGAUGUUGCCUUUGAUUGGGCACAUUUCCAAGAUGGUAUCUCGUUGUCAUGGGACAUAUAGUCUCUAAACUGUGAUAUUGCUGCAGAAAAUACUCUCCAUAUCACAAGAAAAUAUUAAUUUUGAUUAUAUCUCAUUUGUUUCAGUCAAGGGAGGUUAUUCUUUUAGAAUUUCAAGUAUACCAUAGGUAUCAUUUUAUAAGCUCUAGGGAACAGAAUAAUUUGUAAUGGGGACGUGCAAUAGAGUUGUUGAAACCAUGCUUGUGAAUUAUUGAAUUAUCUAAUGAAAACUAAGAGUUAAAUGAAUUUAUGAUAUUCCAUCUGAAGAAAUUGCUUGUGUCUAAGAAAAUAAUCAACACAGCUUCUUUAAAAUUAGUUAUUAUAAUCAUAGUUUGGCCCAAAAUAAGAAUUAUUAAGAAGUCUAUUAGUAAACAAAUGAAAAGAGAUUUCUUCACAUCAGUUUUGUAGAGUUAAAAGUUACCAUUUACAUUUUAUUUUCCAAAAACAUUACAGUUAAUUAUUCAGUUUUAUUCUUUGCUUAAUGAUUGAAGAUUGAUUAGUCAAAAUUUGCAAGGUGGUGUGUUAGGGCAAGGGCUUGUAUAAUGGUAAAUAUGGUACAUACUUCUUACAAAAUGUAUAAUCUUCAGACAAUUUUUUCGAUCAAAGAGUCAACAGGUUCAAUUUUUAUUAUAUAUGUUUGACCUUUAUGUCAACCAGAAUAUAAAUGAAAUCAUACGUAAGUUUCUAUGGUAUAUUUAUUUAUGGUAUGGGCAGUAUGAUACUGUCCGUGCAGAUUUUAUUUUAACUUUGUUGACAUAAAAUAAUACUUUGGCUGGUUCCAACUGUUUAAUUUAGAAAAAAAACUAAAAAGUGGAUUUUUUUUCCAAAUAUUUAUUUUUAACUGGAAUAGUUUUCUAUUCUGAAAUUUCAGUUAUAUUGUCGCGAUUUAAAAAAAAAAUGUUAAGAGGGGAUAAAAGUAGGAAUGUCGUGUUUACAUAUUGAUAAACCAGUUUGAGAUUUUUAAUGACGAUAAUAUUUUCUAUAUGAUCCUAGAAAAGAUAAGGGUAUAAAAGUAAAAUCUCUGGUUUCCUCAAGUUGUUGUAGAAUAAUACGCUCAAUUUGUAAGGAAUUAUUCAAACAUGGUGCAUUACAGUGAUGGUCAAAUAAUUAUUCAAAUAUCGUUUUAUUUUGGUGGCGCCUUUGUUUUAAGAUGUUUGUUUAACAGACAGAUAGAAUGAUUAUUGUUGUAUAAUGUUAACAAUUUGAAUUAAAAAUGGCUACUUAGUUUUGUACCGGAAUACACUUUCAGCGAUAUCAGUUUGUCAUCAACCAAUGAGUUUGAAUAUCCCUAUGAUGUCAUCAGCCUCUCUUUCACUCAUUAACAAAGUUUAAUUCUAUUAAAAGUUGUUUAUUUUUAUAUUAGGUUAUUUUUGUAUUAACUGCAACUAAAUAUUUAUAAAACACAUCUAUAGCGUUUUGACUUACUAUUAAAGUAAAUUAGUACAUAUAUAUAUGUAUAUAAAAGGCUCAAACUUAUACACAACUAAUAGUCAAUAGAAUAGAAAAUACUUAUUGUUGAUAAAAUUAUAAAUACUGCAGCUGUCCUAUUUGAGCAGUCAAAUUGCAUUGACUGUAUAUUUAUAUGUGAUAUACAGUCACUGACCGUAUAUCACCUUGUUUAUGACGUUGACAAUGCGUUUCCGUAGAGUUUUAUUUAUGACGUCAAUAAAACAUACUGGUUCGCGGAAAUUUUAUGUCGUCCGCUUCAAAUUAAAAAAAUGAUGUUUUUUACCCUAAAUAUUUCACAGUUUAAGAGUUGCAGCAUAUAAAGAAUAACCAUACAUUGUCUUGAAAUAUCAAUCGGUUAUUUGUACUCGGCUCGAAACAGGUAGAAAUGCUCGGCACAGCCUCGCUUUCUACCUGUUUCUAAGCCUCAUACAAAUAACAUUGAUAUUUCGAGACAAUGUAUGAUUAUUCUAUAUAAAUGUACCACGCAUAUAAUAUAUAUAUUAUUUGUCUUUUUAUUUUAUUUUCAAAAAGAAAAAGGUUGAUUCAGGGUUAAAUUAAAGGGAAAGAGGUUGACAUGCAUUCCCUGUAAAUAAAUGUAUAAACCACACGUAUAUCUUUUGUACUAGGAAGGCAAUAUUUUAUUUUUAGUCGCCAUCUUACUUCAAGCCAUGAAUCUAUAUCUGGCAUUCUUAAAUUAGUACUAAAAUUGUAGUUUUGUAAGAAAAAUCAGGUUGUGCGUAUAUAGGCAUUGUUUUAUAUAUGGAAGUGUUUAACGACCUUGACUGGCUUUUCAGCCCUCGCACGGUAUUGUUUUAGUAAUUUUAAUGCAUCUUAUAUACUGCAUGGAAUGUUUUAUUCAAUGACAAUGACUAAGGUACAUGUAUGUUAAUAUGUCCCAUGACAACCAUUGUCAUAAAAACAUUCUGAUGCAUUGUGGGACCAGAUUUGCAACAAGCAUAUCAAAAUACUCAUAAAACAGUUUGUAUGAAUGGAAUGGAUAAAAGAUUUGUACAUUUUGCUUGUGUUUUGUAUGGAAAAAUAAGAAGUUCAUUUUUGUUCAUUUAAGCAAAGCAGCUUUAUAUUACUUCAUUUUGACAGGGUUCGUUACUUUUAAUGGCACACAAUCAUGAAUUAGCAGUUUGAUAACAGAAAAUGGAAUUUUCCAUUUAAUUAUUGAUAUGGAAUAACAACCAAAUUGUAACUUCUAUAAAUUUCUGGAGUCUAAUUAAAAAAUCGAUAUUCAUAAAGGGACUUAAAGUGCUGUGAAUUUUGCUUGCAGUUAUUUAUUGAUAUAGAGCUAAAAUGUGCCAAUAUACCUCUAUGUUUUAUCCCAUUUUAUUUUGUUGAUGUUAUAAUGGAAAUGUAAUAGUUGCAAAGUUUUAUUUUAUGCCCAACUUCGGGGCAUUAUGUUUUUUGAUCUGUGCCUCCGUUCAUUUGGCUGUUCCACUUCAGGUUAAGAAUUGGGAAAAGUUUUUGGCCAAGGUAGUUUUUGAUGUUCUAAUUGGGUCCUACUAAAAUGCGCCCGGGUGAAGAAAAAGUGCCUGGGGAAGAACAAAUAGGGCAUGGGGGGAAAGAAAAUGAGCCUGGGGAAAAUUAAUAAAUAUUUUAU